CCCUUCCAUGUAUGUAAGUUCUAUGGUCCGCUCUCGGAUCCUCUCUGAUCUAACACAUUAGUUUCAAAUAGUAUUUCAGUUGAUAGCCAUCAGUCGAAGUGGCAGCUAGUUCAAUCUCUGUGUUACUUUGUGACAUUUAAAGCUGAAUUAUGGAAAGUUCUGUUUCCGAAAUGAAAAACGAAAUAAAAUUUCACAUGAAGUUGAUUGAAAAACAAAUUAAAGUUUUGAUGGAUAAAGAAGACGAGCUGUUUAUGACUGCCUCUGGCUUGCAGGAUAACAUACCGUAUCUUUUCCAAUCUAGAGACGUUUCCAAUCCACAAUUAGGAGAUAAUGUUCUUAAGAUGGAAAGGACGAUCAAAAAAUUGAAAGCCGAAGUUUAUGACAUGAAGCAGCUGUUAGAGGUGUUACCAAUGGAACUGCAAUUAAUUGAUACUUCCCUAGUUGGCUUAAAGAAAGCUUUUCUUGAGAUUCCGCAAUAAAAAACGCCAAACUUCUUUUGAAUGCUUUUUCGUUCUUGAAACUAUCUCGCUAUUACAGAUUAUUACUUAUUAUUCAUUCUUGGGAACCUUUAUCCUCUUGUUACUUGGCGGUUCCCCAAAUUUAGUUUUAACGUAUUUUUUUUUUGUCGAGGCCUAGAUUAUAUCGUCUCGUAAACCAAAUGAAGUAAUAUGUUAUAUAAGUCAUAAAAUUUUUCUUUUCAUAUUUGUUAUUUAUACAUGGAAUUUGCUAUUUUGUUGCCGGAAGGUCAUAUUAUUUUUCAACUUCCCCCAUUAUUUUCGUUGGCCUGCCUUGUUUGCGCCUGACUUCCACAUUCCAUAAAUGUUGUACUUGUCGAUGUUAUGAUACACUGUAAUAUGCUUUACUUAUAUGCUUUAAAUAAAUCCUAAGUUAGAUGAUUA
Wasmannia auropunctata (little fire ant) is the source of this 899-nucleotide messenger RNA. RefSeq lists its product as uncharacterized. The record is from RefSeq and is a predicted model, not a curated record. The transcript is spliced from 4 exons. Lineage: Eukaryota; Metazoa; Arthropoda; Insecta; Hymenoptera; Formicidae. Bases 150 to 479 code for a protein of 109 amino acids.